UCGUAAUCAAUUUUAUCUUCCUUUUGGCUUUCGGCCGCUUCUUUUGAACCUGACCUGACAUUCUCGGCAAUAUUCCCUGCCUUUUUCGGCACAUUCUAUUCCGAUCGGUUAUUCCAUUCUCACAGCAUCGCCAUCAUCAAACUGUCCAAGGAGCUGAGACUAAUUCAUUGUUUUGAGAUUCGCAGAACCGACAAAUAUGACUUUAAAUAAGGCUCGAAUUCUCUAGUGGAGAACCCUAGAGGAAAAAAGCCCCAAGCAUCUGUUAAAAUGGGUACACCGAUGCUACCCCAACCUCAACCUCCAUCUUCCUCUUCAAACAAUCUCAACAUGGCUUCUUACAACAAUAAUCCUUACCUCGCCAUUUCACCAAUUGCAGCAUCUGGCAGGACACCAAUGGGUAGGAUAUGUGAUGCCUUGAACCGGUGCGGGAAGAAGGUUGAAGAUGCUACAAGAAAAGCUGAAGCCCUUGCUGACAACGUUUGGAACCACCUCAGGGUUAGUCCCAGUCUUGCUGAUGCUGCAGUGGCAAGGCUUGCUCAAGGGACAAAGCUGCUCACAGAAGGAGGGCAUGAUAGGUUGUUCCAACAGACAUUUCAGAUCUUGCCAGGAGAAAAGCUCUUACAUGCAUAUGUUUGCUAUCUAUCGACUACUUCUGGACCAGUGAUCGGGACUCUUUACAUAUCCACUGAAAGAAUAGCCUUUUGUAGUGAUUAUCCUCUCUGUUAUCAUGCUUCUCCUGGGUACCAGCAGUGGAUGUAUUAUAAGGUGGUGUUGGAGCUUGAUAAGUUAGCAACAGUCAAUCCUUCUACAAACAGAUUGAUCCCUUCUGAGAAAUAUAUUCAUAUUGUCACCAGGGAUGGUUACGAAUUUUGGUUCAUGGGGUUUAUCUCGUAUGACAAGGCACUAAAGUCCUUAACCGAAGCUUUACAGCGCAAUCGACAUGCCUCACUGCUAUUCUAAGAAAAUCACUCAGGCCUUUAUCUUAAAAGUGUGGAGAAAUGGCUUGUGUGGCCGUUGUACAUCACUGAAAUGAUAUAGACUGAUCAGAUAAAGAGUAAUGGAGUGUAAUAAAUCUCUCUUAUCAGCUUGAAGCAGUUUGUCUUUGUUCAUUAAAUGUGCUGAAAAAGCGGGAGUGAGAUGGGCAUAUUAAUGAAUUAUGGGCGUAGAAGUAUUAUUCUGCAUCCUUCUCUCCUUCCUCUACCUUUAGGAUUAAGGCCUGCCGUGGAAAAACCUGUUUUGUAUCAAAUUGAAGUAAGGAUAUGACUUUUUGUUCA
Messenger RNA from Theobroma umbraticum, 1274 nucleotides. Its product is annotated as GRAM domain family protein. NCBI's taxonomy places the organism in Eukaryota, Viridiplantae, Streptophyta, Magnoliopsida, Malvales, Malvaceae. The record is from RefSeq and is a predicted model, not a curated record.